Molecule: messenger RNA, 1967 nt
Organism: Elaeis guineensis (African oil palm)
Lineage: Eukaryota; Viridiplantae; Streptophyta; Magnoliopsida; Arecales; Arecaceae
Source: RefSeq, a predicted model, not a curated record
CCCCCUCCCGCCGCCUCGCCGCCCCCGGCCCUGUCCGGCCCGCCCCGCCGGCCACCGCCAGAUCCGACCACAAGCGCCUGAUUUCGAGCCUGGCGACCCAGCCUUCCUCCGCCGCCCCUGUCUCUGGUUUCCCCCCGUCUUCCGGCAGCAACGUUGGUCCUGCUCCGAACGCUUGGGCUGCGAGGAAGGAACAUGUGAGCGAGCCGCUGCCCACCACCUCGAGGCUCGCGCAGGCAAGUGCGGUCGAGAAGAUGUCUUCAGGCUGGUGGCAGUCCAAGCCGCCUGAGGUUGAGGCCAUCAGAUUCCAGGAGACAGAAGUUUUGGUUCGGAGGUUUGGUGAGAGCGUCCGAAUCGUUGAUGGUGGGGAUCGGGACUACGAGAGGGAGAGGAUGAGGUCCACGGUAUACUCUGAAGCCAAGGAGAGAGCUUUGAUGGGAUUUUAUGCUGAUGAGGCCAGGGACCAGGAGCGGGUGCGAUCUCCAGUCUAUUCAGAGGUGAAGGAGAGGAAUGCAGCAAGCUUAUAUGAUGAAGGGGCUCGUUCCAUGUCCAGUGAGGGGAGAUUCAGUGGGCCGCAGUUGCAUCAGCAAGGAGUGGUGGAAACAUCGGAGCGUCCGAAGCUGAAGCUACUCCCAAGGACAAAGACAUUGGAGCCUUCCUCUGAGACACGAGGAAUUGAUGACAAUAAGGGAUAUCAGCCACCUGUGAGCUCAGUGCAGAUUGAAAGUGUUCAUGAAAUCCAUGCAACUACGAAUCCACUGAAAGUGGCCUCUGCUGUGGCUGAGGAUGGGAGUAAGGCAGUUGAACGUCCAAGAUUGAGUUUGAAACCCCGCUCCCUGCCUGUCGAUGAGAGUGCUGAAAGAACAAGGCAAACUGUGUUUGGUGGUGCUCGCCCACGAGAAAUUGUUUUGAAGGAGCGGGGGAUUGAUGUUGUUGCUGCUAAUGAUCUUGACAUGACUGUAGCAGCUAACAGGGUUAAAGAUGACCUUCCAAGGACUGACUCAAAGCUGGAGCCCGCUCCUACCACCCGGCCCGGUGGAAUGGCUGAGACCUUUACGCUUGGACAAGGGACCGGAAGGGAUCUUGAUAGAAAAGACCAUCGACCUGAUGUCGAGAAAGUGGAUGUACAGAAGAGUUCAUGGAGGAACGACAACUGGAGGACAACUAGAGGGAUUGAAAAGCCACUGGAACAACCACGCCCAGAGCCUGACACCUGGCGCAAGCCUGUUGAGGAACCCGAACCUGAUGCCCCAGGGCCCCGUUUUGGGAAAGCUGCCUCUGCGUUGGAGCUUGCUCAAGCAUUCUCAAAGUCUGUGUCUGAUGGCAGGUCUGAGAACCACUUCCCUAGCCAGAGAAGCCUUCCCGGCCGGACUCAGGCGCCCUUUUCCCGGUUGACAGACAGCAGGAUAUGCUACUCCGGGCCCUCCCAAAGACAGCUGAAUGGGUAUUGAUAUCUUUUAAAUCAGAGAAUGGGUUCAUGGGAAUUCAUUCCUAUUGCAAAACACUCGCAACCUACUGCUGGUAUUCUAUCUUCACAUAUGAUUGGUCUUAUGUUUCUCUUUCAUUGAUUCUGGGAGUUUAGGUGGAUUGCCGUCUGAGGGGCAACAUCCAAGCUGCAGAUUACAUUUGACGACAGAGUUGCAUCUCAUAGAAACUGAUGCUGAGCUGAGAAAUUUGAAGAUUAUUGUGCAUUGCUGACACUAUUCAAAAUCCUAAAAUAUUUGGCUAAGGAUGUGUACGAGGUAUUUCAGCUGUUUACGUUGACAGUGAUGGUCCAAAGAACAUGUCACUUGAAAUGAUUAGAUUGUUGUUUCUUGCUGUUGGUUGCCUCCUCCCUGAUCGGGGGUUGUCGUUUUCUUCUUGGGCCCAUGGUCUGCAAGCUGUUUUAAAUGAGCAUUUCUUUACUGGGGAUCAUCAGUUCUUCUAUAUUGAUGUUUGCAACUUGGAAUCAAAACCUGCAAGUUCCGUUU